CGAGCUCAAACCCCUCGCGAUGCCGUUGCCGCCGUCGUCGUUCUGACUGUUCAACCCUCUCUCUUUCCGAGGCGAGUCUUUAUCGCUCUCGUCUUUCUUGUCGCUCUCUCCCUCUCGCUGCUUAUCCUUAGGUCUCUCGCGGCCGUUACAAUCUCUCAUAGGUUCACGCUGGUUCGUGCCUACACGCUCACUCCCCUCGCGGUUACAUCGCGUUAUCGCGCAUUCGAAGCGCUCGCAAACGAGUUUUUCGGGUCGAUUAUUUGAGUUUUUGCAAGAUGUUGGGUUUUCACAGAAGAACGAGGUCUUUAAUACCGGUCAAGGAUUUGGGCAAAUAUGAUAAGGUCGCUAUGGUCGAGGAAGAGGAGGAGCGGGAUGUAGAGGAAGAGAUGGAGAGUCACAGCGCGCCAGACGGUGCGGAUAAGUCGCGGCGGAUGCAAUUGAUGCUGGUAUACCUCAUCUUUCUUGCUGAGGCCAUCAUGGCAUCAAGUCUCCAACCACAGCUCCAAAUGCUCCUCUCGUCCUCCGACUACUGCGGCACCCUCUCUUCCUCAUACCUCCGAAGUAUACUCGACUGCGCAUAUGCAUUUGGUGGAACAACAGGUCUAUUCUGGGGAUACCUCGCCGACCGCAUGGGAAGACGGCGCGUUACGCUCAUCGGGCUCUGGAGCAUGUUCGCAUGCUGCUUGAGCAUGGGAUUCGCGACCAGUCUCGUCAGCUGCACAAUCUUUCGCUUCUUCGCUGGCAUGGUCAGCUCAGCCAUCGUAUGCACAACCCUGACCAUGAUUGGAGACUUGAGCACAUCGGCAGAGGAGAGGGCGAAGAACGUCGCCCGGCUACCUACUAUUUCCCUUGGUGGCUCCAUGGGCCCGAUCAUGCAACUCAUGGUAUCGGAGAGCCUCCAGGCAUACAACAUGGUCUGGCAAGACUACCCAACCCUGGGCUCUGAGCUAGCCUGCGGAGCCGUACUGUUCGGCAUCGCGCUCACGGCGAGUAUCUGCCUCAAGGAAACGCUUCCCCACCACAACGACCGCUCAGCAGACCCCAUCGACAUGGACUGUGAAAAGGCCGCCUUCCUCCGUCGUGACUCGGAAGACACCAACGUCACCCUCGUCGACUUUGCUCGCCCAGACCCCAUCACCAUCUCCCAAUUCCUCCAAGCACCCUCGCUCAUGGUUCUCCUCUCCUCCUUCUGCCUCCUCUCGCUCCACGCCUCGACAUUCGACGUCGUCCUCCCCCACCUCGGACACAGCAGCACAGACCAAGGCGGCAUGGGCAUCUCCUGCGAGUGGCUCAGCAUCGUCGUCCUCUGUGUCCGCGGCAUGGCCGGCAUGGUACUGUUCUACGCCAUCCCCUACGCAACCGAGAAAUACGGCCUGGUCAAACUAUACCGCUCUGUCUCCGCCAUGCUCCCCGCAACCUACGUCCUCACACCCAUCCUCGCCAUCGUAGUCACCUGCUCCGGCCUCGAGCCCGUCAUCUCCACCUUCUCCAUCUUCGCGCAACACCUCCUCACCGGCGGCGCAAAUGUCGUCGUGUCCCUCCUCGUCCUCAACACCACACCCGAUGCCUUCUCCGCCGGCACCGUCGUCGGCAUGAUGCAAAUCGCCAGCCUCUUCAAGGCUUUCGCCGUCGCAGUCAGUGGAACAAGCUACUACUUCAGCGACGACCUCAGCGUGCAAACAACAAACUUCGCUCUGUGGACUUGCCUCGCACUCUUCGGCAUCGUAGGUGCGGGUCUAGCGUGGUUCGUCCGCGAGCGACCGAGUGUGGAGAAGGAUUUCCCCAGCGAGGUUCUCUGCUGGGAGACGUGCUUUGAUGCUGAUGCUGAGAAGCAGUUUAGUUUGGAGGAUGUCCAGGAGGUUUGAUUGAUACACCAUCGAUGUUGGGAUAUCAUCAUCAUCAUCUUUCAGUUGUAUGUCUUGAUGUACCAAUAGCGCGUCGACAUUGUGUGUUUUCUUUUUCUUUCGUUUGUCUGUAGUGUGUUCUGCUGUUUAUCCAUCGGUCUCCUUGUGUUGGUAUCCGCACUCUGCUUCUUGGGUUGUAUGAGUAUAUAGCAAAACAUCGUAUUCUGGUUCAUGAGCCAGCCAUCUGCCUUGACAAA
Alternaria rosae is the source of this 2101-nucleotide messenger RNA. Its product is annotated as major facilitator superfamily domain-containing protein. Bases 276 to 1865 code for a protein of 529 amino acids. The record is from RefSeq and is a predicted model, not a curated record. Lineage: Eukaryota; Fungi; Ascomycota; Dothideomycetes; Pleosporales; Pleosporaceae. Gene Ontology annotation, biological process: transmembrane transport. Gene Ontology annotation, molecular function: transmembrane transporter activity. The transcript has 2 exons.